AUGGCAAGAAGAUCCCUUUCGCUUCCAGGACGGUCCUCGCGACUUUCUCAUGUCGAAAGAAAAGGAAGUAUAUCGUUAACACGCCGAAAACAGGUUCAUUGGUCAAAUGAGCUAGAAGAAGUGAUCUAUUUCCCUCCCGAUUGUUCCACCUUAAGCACCGAUGGACUUUUUGAUCGUCGAGUAAAACUAAUGCGUUCUAAAAGCUUGAAAACGCUUUACAAAUCCAAGAGACUACCGCUCAAAGCGACUCAGUCACUCGCAAGAGGUAUCAACGACGCCAAUUCGUCUUUAAUCCGCACCGGCGUGAAUAUUUUAACGCAGCAGCUUGAUCGGUUCAAGAGCCGAAGCGAAAACUUGGAAAUUUUUGAUCAAGAGAGCAAUAAUCGCUGGAAAGAACUUCUAAGAAACUAUCAGAAACGAAUGAGAGACCUUCUUGAGGAACAAGAGGAGGAGUGGGUGUGAUGCGUGGAUCGGCGAACACGUGGACCGACACUCUGAUCAGUGUUAAACGAUUUCUGGCUUAAAACAGGAGCAAACGUGGUCACGUUUACAACUGUUGUCGCCAUUAAAGGCGUGGGUGGACAGCUGUAUUGAGGAAGAAAAUACCCGCAAGAAUUGCAAGGAAACACUUGGCGGAAAGAGAAUUAAGUAGAGGAACUGAAUACAAACGAAAGGGUAAAGGAAAUGACGUCGAAUUAAUUUGUAGAGAGGAAAGCUUUUAAAAACAUCUGUAAAUGCUGGACUUUACCCUGGUUUUAUUGAAUGAAUAAUUUAUCAAUAUAAACAUGUCAGGUCAGGUUAGACGGGUUUGAUUUUUAUGUAAGUGAAAAAACAUGGCAAGGUUCGUGAAGUUUUAUAAGUUAUACGCUGCCGUUUCUCGUAAAUUUUAAGCAAAUUUCUGUGCAGGUCUCUGAAUGUGCUUAUCGCCUUAACCGAGUCUUUUCGUUGCGCUUAAAAAAGUCCUUGCCUUUUCGUACUUAAAUAUUUUUAACGUUUUGAGUAAGCACCGUUGUAUUUGUAACGAACAAAACCUAUACUUUUUUGUCGGACCAACGAGACUAAAAUAAUAAUAUAUUGAAUGUAAAUAACAAACUAUUUUACGACCGGUGAGGUUUACUAUAUCGCGCAUUUACCUUGAAUUUGUUUUUCAUACAUGUAUAGCGGCUGUGUGUGCCAUUCUUUAAGUGUUUGUGGUAAUUUGCUGUUUGAAGAAAACAAAAAGAAACAAAGUGUUUAGUAAUGGUUGAAAAUGUAACCUUGUUAUAAUCAGUUGAAGUUUAAACCUUUUCAAGUCAAGGUCAAGGGAACCUUUAAAUUGCAGUUAAUUCAGAGCAGAAUUUGUUAAUAAUUUGUAAUGACGGUUAUUUUAUUGAAAUACGACCUUGAAUAAAGAUAUCUUUUGUCAUCGCCAGAGAGACUGGUUGUUUCUUUUCUAAUUCAGUUAUUAAUGCAGUCCAACUUUCAAUUGUGCGACCACCUCUCAUAAGCGACCGCGACCACUUUUUUGGGUGACGACUUUCCAUUGUUUUUAUCCUCCUGUAAGCGACCACUUAAAGCAUGAUCUCAGUGUUCGUUGUAUGUACUACACUACUAAGAGAAAACGAUUUACUUUUCGUGACAACAUAAAACUAAGCAGAUCUUAACUCAGAGAUUGCAUGCAAUAAGUUCUCUUCCAAAAUUUAGAUUGUUGAUUGUUUGGACCUCUUAUAGAAUGGGAACCCCUGUGGAUCGAUUCUCUAAGUGACCACUAAACCUUUUGGGUGGUCGAUUACGGGAGGUUUGACUGUACUUCAGGCGAGAAGUCUCGCAGGAGUACACGAAUAAAUAUUGGUGCUAUUUUGUUUCUUAGGCGGCGAAUAUUUUAUUUUUUAAACCUUAAAGCCCUUCAGUAUCAGCUUGCUUAUUCUAGGAUUAAAUUAACUGCAAAAACCGUGGACUAGUUGUAAACGUUGGAUCUCUAGAAAAGAGAUCUAAUCAGCCAAAAUAUAAAGAACCAAGAACGAGAAGUCCAAAGACUACUGCAAAGCUGAUUUAAAACAACGUGUAUUGUGUUUUUUUAACAAUAUUUCGGCUGGCCAUACCAGCCUUCUUCAGGUUUACAGAUGUUACUGAACUUAUGUACCAAUCACAAUAUCAUAUAGAUGGAGAAUGUCGCAAUAAAAGGGAGAGGCGGAAAUGACGCUGGGAGUCGCAUUUGAUAGAUAAGGGCACGACUCUUGAACCUCAUGGCCUAAACCGCCGUGACGAAUUAUUGUAAUCCAUAUCCUUAGUAUUUUUCCUUUCCAGUUUUUAUGUUGUAACGUCAUUCCCGCCUCUCCCUUUUAUUGCGACAUUCUCCAUCUAUAUAAUAUUGUGAUUGCUUCAUAAGUUUAGUAACAUCUGUAAACCUGAAGAAGGCUGGUAUGGCCAGCCGAAAUAUUGUUAUAAAAAACAAUACAAGUUGUUUUAAAUCAGCUUUGCAGUAGUCUUUGGACUUCUCGUUCUCGGUUGCUUAUUCUACAAUCCUUUAAAUUUCCUUUGGUACUGAUGAGAAGAAUUUUUUCAACAGCAAGACAUUUCAACUUUGAUCAGAUUUGUUGAAUUUACAGCCUAGCGUUUCUUCAUGCAACCAUCGGAAACCUCUUCAAAACUGCUGAACAAACCAUAGAUUUUGCCAAAUCUGUUACAGUUUUGUGGUUUUCAUCAUUUUUUUUUCUGUUUCAAACUGGAAUUAGAAGAAAAAUCUCUCAGCUUAUCUAACAUUCAGGCCUACCAUAAAAAAUGUGGCCACUCUCGUAUAAAAAUGACAGGAAUGCUUGUCGGAAAAUUAGAAUCAAACCCCCUGAAGAAGACCAAUUUGGGUGUGGCUCAACUUUAUUUGACCCCGAAAGAAGACCUAACACUAUUUGUUAUGUUUAUUUAGGAAUUUGCUUUUGGGCCAACGCCAAGUGAUAGCUCUUAGUUUAAACUUUUAAAACUAAAUGUAUUUUCAGUAAGGGGAAAGAUGCACUAAACACCGAAGUCUUCGUUUUAUAACCAAUGGAAAACGAAAGCUAAUUUUCAGGUCAAGAAAAGAAAUGUUAAGUGGGACCGUGUCGGAACAGGUAUACAGGGUGUUUCAAAAGUUCGUUCCGAUUGUAUAUUGUAUUUUGCGCAAAGCAUUUAAUGCUUUGUUAGGCAAAUGUACACUGAUUCAGGUAAGAAAUUUAUAUAAAUAACCUUUAAAAGCUAGUUUAAACUAAGAUUUGAAGAAAUUAUAAUAUGCACGUACUUGAGUUUUUUCCCGCUCUACUUUUCCUGCCCAUUUUGUAGGUUUUCUAUUUUCGUUCUUUUUUUUUCCGCUUUCUUUUAUUUAUUCUACUACUUCACGAAAAUGAAGGUGUACACUGUUUGUACUUUAGAGCUCUAGAGCUCAUGCAUCUGUUUUUACGGUUUUCUGGCCAUUCAGUCAAAGAAAUUGGCAAACUGUUGAAGAAGUCUGAACGAUUUAAGUGAACAAGUGGUCAACAUUAAAGACUUUAGAAGACAAACUAAGGAGUGAUGGCCGUUGUUUUUUAAAUGUGUGAGAAGUGUUAUCGAAAAAGCUGUAAGCAGUGGUAAGUAUAUGAGUAGUAAUUCUCCAAGACAGAAAGGUAAAAAAAUUCAACUUUACAAUAUCAAAGUUUCGAGCACAACAGAAUGAAGAUAAAUGACCAACAAAGGUUGGAAAGCCUUGAAUAGGAAAAUUAAAGGCGGCGCACACGCGGACAUGGUGUCAGAAAAAUUUGCAAACUUUAUAGCAAAGGGCGACCGGCUGGUAAACUCACGUGAUGCGAAUCCUCUAGAGACCAUCUGGAUUAUCGUUAACGAGAUGACAUACAAAGAUCCAGCCCCAAAAACACUGGACGAGCUAAGACAGUGACUACGCUUCACCUGGAAAAAUGUUUCUUAGACACACUUUGGGAGCUCGUACAUUCUAUACCUCACCACUUAGAAAAUGUCAGAAAACAUAAUGGAAGACAUUUUGGUUACUAAUAUGUCAGAUAUUCAAUGUUAAGUGAUUAAUAAAUAACAUACUUAAGUUUUAGAAACUGUAUUUUUAAUAAUCAGUGAAUUCUUAGCGAAGAAAAAAUCGGAACGAACCUUUGAAACACCUUGUACAUGUAUAACUACUUUUGCCACAAUUCGAAAAAUCACGCAUUCGUAAAUUAAAAUGUGAAAAAAGGUUAGUAAGAAGUAAAGUAAAAGUUGGAUUUCGAAUGUAACACCGAUAGAAUUCUUAAAAAAGGCUUCUUUUCUCGUCUGAUGGAAGAUGAUGACUCAGCAAGUGAGUCGUUCUGAGCUGAUUGUGUCUCGUCACAAUUUUUGUACCAUUUUCUUAGCAAAAUUGCAGAGCAAGUUUCCCUGAGGGAAGAUUGUCUAGUGUAACAGGGCCAAAUGGGAUUUUUUUGUUUCAUUAAACGUGAGCAGGUUUUAUUUUUGCACUCAUCUUAGAUGAUCCAACUGGUCCGGGAUACUGCUGGAGUACUGAGACGAUGCGCAAAGCUCAGAUCGUGGAAAAAGGGGUGCAUUUUCGUCCAAGCGGAAGACCAUAG
Porites evermanni is the source of this 4553-nucleotide messenger RNA. The record is from the annotation of a GenBank genome assembly. Lineage: Eukaryota; Metazoa; Cnidaria; Anthozoa; Scleractinia; Poritidae.